AAUGAAAUUUGUAGGCAAAAAUAUUCAUUUUUCUCAACAACAAUAGCGCUCGUCGACAAUAGUUUUUCUUUUCGAUUGUUUCGAAGGCUUUCGUUUGCGUUCUUUACUGUUUUGUGAUUUUCGAAGAGUGAAAUGAGUGGAGAGAGAAAGAGUUUCUUGCGUAGGAUCUUCGGAGGAAGACCCACGAGCAAUAAGAUAGGUGUAGAGAGAGAGGAGCAGAGAGAUGAAGAGAUGGGACAUGGUCCCACAGAGAAUCCGGAAGUCAGUGGAAUUCCGAUCGAAAUACUGGUUCUUCCUCGACGUUUGGAGGAUCCAGAAUCUAGUGGAUUUCAGCCGGAUCCGGACUUUCUUUCGGAGCAAGCCCGACGUAUCGAAUGGGUCGAGCCGAAGCUCUAUUGGAGUCCGUAUAAGAUAUCCCGACUGAGAUUAGCUCAUAUGAGCGACGAGGAGAUCGAGACCGAAAUUUGGGCCGAGGGCAUCGAGUUCGAUCGAAAUAAACGUCAUUCGGACCAUUUUAUGAGAGGGGCGCUUUCAAAAUUGGUGAAAGUGAUGAGGAAUGUGCGGGAAUUCUCUUGUUCCUGCUUUGAUGGCUGUAAGAAAAUUAAAGUUCAUCCGCUUAUGAAUGAUGAGUUACAUCUUCGCAAUCGUCUUUUCGGCCCUCUCCUCACAAACGUCGAAAGUAUAGAACUGGAGGAGUUCUAGACGAACUCAGAGACCUUGAAGUUAACUAGCGUGGUCCUAUCUUCCAGUUGUGAUUAAAUGAGUGCAAUUUAUCGACUUGUGACGCUAUUUACCGGACUUGACUCUGUAACUCGGACUUGACGACUUUUCCUGGAUUUGACAGUUUGCCUCUGAUUUGACCUGAAAACUCGGAUGUGACGAAGUCUCCAACGGGACUUCAAACCUCGGAUGUGACAGAAGGAUGAUUCUCGAAUGGACUUUCGAAUAAGCGGGGAAUCAUUUCCUUCGGACUUUUGUGAAUUCAAUGUGUUUUAUAUUGUGUUUGUGAUUUAAUCGAGGGACAGUUUGCCUCUGAUGUAUGAGCUGAAAACCCGGGUGACUUUAAACCUCGGAUGUGACAGAAGGAUGAUUCUCGAAUGGACUUUCGAAUAAGCGGGGAAUCAUUUCCUUCGGACUUUUGUGAAUUCAAUGUGUUUUAUAUUGUGUUUGUGAUUUAAUCGAGGGACAGUUUGCCUCUGAUGUAUGAGCUGAAAACCCGGGUGACUUUAAACCUCGGAUGUGACAGAAGGAUGAUUCUCGAAUGGACUUUCGAAUAA
Centruroides sculpturatus (bark scorpion) is the source of this 1277-nucleotide messenger RNA. RefSeq lists its product as uncharacterized. NCBI's taxonomy places the organism in Eukaryota, Metazoa, Arthropoda, Arachnida, Scorpiones, Buthidae. Bases 133 to 702 code for a protein of 189 amino acids. The record is from RefSeq and is a predicted model, not a curated record. The transcript has 2 exons.